AUGUUUUUCGAUUUACUUCACACAUCUUCGUCUCUUCCGGUACUAGCCUCGACAUUCACACAUCUGGGCAUCCUCCGUCGUAUACAAUCGAAGCCCUUCCCCUAUUGCCGAAUAUCUCACCCACGAAGCAAGGCAUCUUCAGGCCGGCCCGAGGAGACGAGGCAUGCAGCCCCCAGCCUCCAGUCCUCUACAAGAUCAUCACCUCCAUCGUCAUCAUCAUCUACAACAGAACGCAACCCAUCUCAGAACUCAGGAGCAUCAACUAUGAAUUCAACUUCAUUGCGUUGGGAUAGACAAGCAAUACAAUUUUUUGUCAAUACUUGGGUGUUUGCAGUGGUUGUGCUUGUAUUGUUCCCAAUCAUAACUUCAAGUCUUUCUAAUAUGGCUCUCUAUAUGGGAAACCAAGGGCAUGGAAUUGCAACCAAGUUCACUUCAAAGAUGUUUUAGGAAAGUAGCAAAAGACUACAAGCCUAAUCCAAAAGACUCCCAAGCAGACACAAACAGGACUCAACAUCCACACAUGUUAAUAUCCCUUCAUCAACUCAAUAAAUUAAGCAAUUGUAGUCCGCUGCCAUGGACAGGGGCAAAAUCAUCCAACAAGCUCAGGUGAGUUAUGGGAGGUUGUUGUUGCUCCAGGACCACAAGUUGAAGGUGCACCUACAACCGUGUGGGAACAAGACAAGAUUGUUCUGAUGUGUUUAACUUUAAUUUUUGUCUUGUUUAAAACAAAUUAUGCUAAGAGUAGUUUUAUGAUAUGAGUAUUUUUAAUAUUUUGGAAUGUUUAAAAUUUUUGAUGGUUUUGUUAUGAUAGAAUUAAUUU
Messenger RNA from Lactuca virosa, 820 nucleotides. The record is from the annotation of a GenBank genome assembly. NCBI's taxonomy places the organism in Eukaryota, Viridiplantae, Streptophyta, Magnoliopsida, Asterales, Asteraceae.